ACCACACACUACACACUAUACCUCAACCAGAAGAACCAGAAACCACUACACCUCCCCAGCUUCAACAACCACAAUCACACUCAACCAUAUUUCACUGCCUACCCACAAAAACCACGGAAGCUCCAGAAUCACCCAAACAGCAGAACCGCACAACCCUCAAGAACCCCCCGAACCUCCCCCCUCCCCCCUUCAAAGGAAAACAAAAUGUCCACCCAAAAACAACAUAUAGCCCACACCCUCCUCCUCCGCGCGCACUCCCCCGACACAGCCGCCACGCUCUUUACUGAACGCAUCAAACAGAAACCCCUCUACGUGCGCCCGACCUCCCCGACCCCGGAAGACAACCGCCAACGCCGCCGUCUGCACCGUCUCCGCAGAAAGGAGUAUUUUCUCCGGAAGCAGAAGCCGCGUCCCCUUUCUGCACGAGAGAAACGAGAAAACCCGGGGACGUUCGGGGUUCCUCUCUCCACCAAACGGAAGAAUAAGAAUAAGAAGCAGCAGCAACAGCAGCAGGAGGAGGAGAAAAAGGAGAAGCACAAGGAGGAGGGAACGGGUACGGGUACGGGGAAUGUUGUCGAUGAGGAGUCGUCCCAGCAACAGCAAAAGAAGCAGGCCGAGGAAUACAAAUACGCGACCUUCCAGCAACUCCACAAACUCUGGGUGGAGUAUAUGGUCUCUGUCUUGGAUCUGGGAGGGAAGACCGGGGCGGUGGUCACGCCGAGCUCGCACGGUAGCAAACUGGUUAGUUGCGAUUACCACGGGGCGGAGGUCGAGGUGGUGAGGAGUCGGUGUGCGGGGAGGGUGGGGUUGCGGGGCGUGGUGGUGAGGGAUGGGAUGUUUGCUUUUACGGUCGUGAUGGAGGGGGAUCGUGUUGUCGUCAUUCCUAAGGAACAUACCGUCUUUCGCUUCUGCUUGCCUUUACCUUCUUCUCGGGGGGACGGAGAUGGGAAGGAGGAUGGAGGGGAAGAGAAGAAGCUCGUCUUCGAGUUGCAUGGCAGUCAGUUCCAGAAUCGACCGGUCGAUCGCGCGAAUAAGAAGUUCAAGUGGAGGAACGUGGAUUACGUUUGAGUUUGGGUCCGGUUUGGAGCUUGAAUUUUGUUGGAUUGGUUGAUGUGGGAAUGGAACUGCUUCGCAUAGUUUUGAGCUUGCAUGCGUCACUGCAGUCAGUCAGACGGACGUCUCUCUACAGCCGAGGCUGCGCUGUCUUACGUUGGACUCAGUCAGAGUCUGGUCACGGGGCGAUAAGUCUGUCUGCAGCUCACAAGAGUUCGCCCGGUGCCCGCGGCAGGGUAGGUCGAUGCAGUGCGAGCAUGAUGCGCGAUAUGUGCAAGCAUCGCGCCACACACACGGCUUCACGCCGAGAGAUGCUGCUAGCAGAGGACAGGCUGCGACGAGGAAGUCUUCAGGACUUCCAUGAAAGCCUACAUCAGGUCUGAUUGACAGCGCUUUUGUCAUUGAUCUACAUGAAUCAACCCCGAUAACAUCAUGUCCAUAUCCAUUCAUUCAUUGAUCCUACAUGAUCGACCCAGAUACC
Aspergillus saccharolyticus JOP 1030-1 is the source of this 1534-nucleotide messenger RNA. RefSeq names its product RNase P/RNase MRP complex subunit. The record is from RefSeq and is a predicted model, not a curated record. Gene Ontology annotation, biological process: rRNA processing; tRNA 5'-leader removal. The transcript has 2 exons. Gene Ontology annotation, molecular function: ribonuclease P RNA binding. The coding region runs from base 205 to 1068 and encodes 287 amino acids. NCBI's taxonomy places the organism in Eukaryota, Fungi, Ascomycota, Eurotiomycetes, Eurotiales, Aspergillaceae. Gene Ontology annotation, cellular component: ribonuclease P complex; ribonuclease MRP complex.